ACUAAUUUUGUUGACGUUUCCCCUCCAGGUCUUAUAGAACUCAAUGAUUCCCCGUGGUUGAAAUGCCAGAAAAUGGAUGCGACACAUAUAUCUAAUGAAACACCAAUUGUGAAUAUAGAGGACAUAAUCUCGGCCGCAGAAGCAAAAGAUGAACAGAAAUUUAAAUCAACAGAAGUAAAUAAAUUGAUCGAACCUCAAUUUGAUGUUAGAAACCUUUUAUUAACUGACAUAAAUAUUGUGGAAAAAAGUAGCUUCAAAAAGAAGAAAGAUGAAAUUCUACGUGACAAUGCUUGUGACAACACGCAAUUUCUUUUGAAUUGCAUCUGGAAGCUGCCAGUUGAAAAGUGUGACAAUGUUGUUUUGUUACAGUUAACUGAGAAGUCAGAAUCUGGAAAAGAUGAAAGAAAGAAUAAGACUGAAGCAAAGAAUGCUGAAACUAUGCAAAAGGAUGAUGAUGAUGAAAUGGAUAUGGGCAGUGAUGAAGAAGACCAGAAAAAACAGGAAGAAGAAUCAGGAGAUAAAGUUGAGAAAAUGUCAAAAAAGAAAUUGAAAUUGAAAAACAGAAUGAGUGUUGCUGAAUUAAAACAGACAAUCCAUCGCCCGGACGUUGUUGAAAUGCAUGACGUCACAGCACCUGAUCCAAAGUUACUUGUUUUUCUUAAGGCAUGUCGAAAUACAGUUCCUGUCCCACGUCAUUGGUGUUUCAAAAGAAAAUUUCUACAGGGGAAACGUGGUAUCAUUAAACCACCAUUUCAACUUCCUGAUUUCAUACAGAAAACGGGAAUAAUGGAGAUGAGAGAGGCUUUGCAAGAGAAAGAAGAUGCAAAAAACAUGAAAGCCAAAAUGCGAGAAAAGAUUCGACCUAAAAUGGGGAAGAUUGAUAUUGAUUAUCAAAAACUUCACGAUGCAUUUUUCAAAUGGCAAACAAAACCAAAAAUGACAAUUCAUGGCGAUCUGUACUACGAGGGCAAAGAGUUCGAGACGAAAUUAAAGCAAAAGAAACCUGGUGAUCUAUCAGAAGAAUUAAGAACAGCUUUAGGCAUGCCUACUCGUCAGGGGAGCAAUCUCGUACCACCACCUUGGUUAAUUGCCAUGCAACGUUAUGGUCCACCACCAUCCUAUCCUAACCUCAAAAUACCAGGACUCAACGCACUAAUCCCUGAGGGAGCGUCAUUUGGCUACCACGCUGGAGGCUGGGGCAAGCCUCCUGUUGACGAACAUGGACGUCCCUUAUAUGGUGACGUCUUCGGUGUACAGCAAACAGACAUAAACAUUGUUCAUGAUGAACAGGUAAACUCUAAUCUUUGGGGAGAACUUGAGUCUGAGUCGGAAGAAUCCGAGGAAUCUGAGGAGGAAUCUGAAGAGGAAGCUCCGGAUCAAUCUGGUCUUGUUACUCCUGCUGAAACGGGUCUUAUCACGCCCAGCGGUUUGACAUCAAUACCAGCUGGAAUGGAGACUUCGGAUAUGAUAGAGUUACGUAAAAGGAAGAAUAUCGAAGAUGCUAUGGAGAGUGGCAAUGAACAGCAGACAUUGUACACAGUGUUACCAGAGAAGAGAGCUGGUGUUGGUGUAAUGAUGAUUGGAACAUCACAUGUUUAUGAUCUAGCGACGGCUGCUGCAGCUCCAUCUGGCACCAAGCGGUCGGGAGGUUUGUCUGAAGGCGUUGAGGUGGCAUUGGACCCGAGCGAACUGGAGCUUGAUCCAGCCGCAAUGCAAGCCAGAUAUGAUGAAACGUUACGAGAACAACAAAAUAUCCAGAAAGAAGAUUUUAGUGACAUGGUUGCUGAACAUGCUGCCAGACAGCAGAAGAAACGCAAGAAAACUACUGAUAGCGGGAAAUCUGCCAAAAAGUACAAGGAGUUCAAAUUCUGACACUUAAUUUGCAGUAUCCAGUGUUGCAAGAUAUGUUUCUCCCCUUAUUUUAUGAUUUUUGUGGAGUUUAAGACAUAUUACACGAUAUAUGUCUGUAGAGUGUGUCAUAUUACCGUAUGGUCAAUGGUAUAGCGUCUGAUUCGAUCAUGUAAUAUGGUUUAUUGACAUUUCACUGUCAGUACGGUUUACCUUCGAAUCUUUCAUGAACCUUUCAUAAUCAUCAUCCAGAUUGCUGUAGCAGUCAUCGUAUGACAGCGAAUGAAAAUAUCAGAGAAAGUCCUAUGGCGAAAAUUUUGAGUUUUGUAGAUUAUUUAAAAUUAAAUUUAAUUUGCUUA
Messenger RNA from Xenia sp. Carnegie-2017, 2207 nucleotides. Its product is annotated as splicing factor 3B subunit 2-like. Bases 73 to 1872 code for a protein of 599 amino acids. NCBI's taxonomy places the organism in Eukaryota, Metazoa, Cnidaria, Anthozoa, Malacalcyonacea, Xeniidae. Gene Ontology annotation, cellular component: U2-type spliceosomal complex; U2 snRNP; catalytic step 2 spliceosome. The record is from RefSeq and is a predicted model, not a curated record. Gene Ontology annotation, biological process: ribosome biogenesis; mRNA splicing, via spliceosome. Gene Ontology annotation, molecular function: protein binding. The transcript is spliced from 21 exons.